AUGAUGCAACGGCUUUGCCCACCAAUGCUGGAACUGUCGGCCCCGAAGCACUCGGAUCAGUACGCAUCGGAGAAACGACUUCUUGACCACUAUUGUGAUACGGCUAGAAGGGCAGACCCACAACGGUGGAAGGUUCUCUGCGAACCUUACCUCACUGUUAGGACCGACCCUAUUCAUUUGGUACCUGGCUGCUGGGACCGCGAAGAUCUUUUCUCGCUACGUAAUACCUUGAUUAGAGUUGUGGCUCGUUGGGACGACAUAAGCCGCCGUGAGGAUCUAUGUCCGAUCAAUUUCACGAACGAGGAGCUACUAGAGCACCAAAGCGAGAUGGAACUUCUCGAAGGAAUUUCGGAUAUUAUGCAUCAGCUGCAAGAUGAAGGACUCAUUCCGUUGGGCGGGAUGGUACGUCCGGAAUACUAUGAACAUGCUAAAAAGGUGAAUAACAUAUUCAAGGAUAGAUUUGUUGAGUUGGCGGAGAACGAUGAGCGGAGGGAACUGCAUAGGAAAGUAUGGCCUUAUGAAGAGUUCGUUGACAUGGAUGUGUAA
Aspergillus melleus is the source of this 546-nucleotide messenger RNA. RefSeq lists its product as uncharacterized. The transcript has 2 exons. Gene Ontology annotation, cellular component: mitochondrion. NCBI's taxonomy places the organism in Eukaryota, Fungi, Ascomycota, Eurotiomycetes, Eurotiales, Aspergillaceae. The record is from RefSeq and is a predicted model, not a curated record. The coding region runs from base 1 to 546 and encodes 181 amino acids.